AUGCAAUACGGUGUCCACCAACAGACGGGCCGACAGUUACAGCACUGGAUCGAGACCCCCGCAACGCCAGGAGAUGGAUGUCCAGUUCGUCCCUGCGCACUCAAAUUUCGAAAUCUCGGAGACUGGCAACCCGUAACCUUACCGUGCAAAUUCCAUCCACGGCUCAUACAAUCCAGAGACCUCGAUCGAAUACCCCCCUACACCCAAACAGCAGAAAUCCCGCUCAAGUUCCGCGAAGAAGCCGAAAAAGCUGGCACGCGAAAAUUCAAUGACAACGAGGUCAAAAAAGUCAUUGCCGCGAAGCGCGCACCAGGAGCAGACCCGACAAUUUGUUAUACCAACUGCGUUGAAUGCUGCGUACUUCCUGGGGGUAUUUUCAUCGAUAGCAUGUUUCGAAACAACAUGGGUGGCUUUUUUGUGUCGGAGGUUUUGAAAGCUGUUUAUGAGGAGUAUUUUGUUCUUGAGAGUUUGAAGACUGUCCUGGUUGUUGAUUCGACGGUGGAGACGAAGGAGUUUGUUAAGAAUCAGCUUUACCCGAUGAAAGGCCUGAGAUGGCCGGAUGGUGGUGUGCAGCGCUCUUGGGUAAAUGGUAAACCUGAGUUCGAGGCUUUGUUGGGUACGAAAGUUGGGAGGGUGGUGGCACGUUUGGUUUUGGGGGCUUUUGAAAGAGGGAGUAAGCGGAUUUAUAACAUUGUUACGUGGGGGAAUGCUGGUCGGGUACAAAUGCGUUUUGAUAUUCAGCAUGUUCCUAAGAGGGCGAGAUAG
Molecule: messenger RNA, 765 nt
Organism: Penicillium subrubescens
Lineage: Eukaryota; Fungi; Ascomycota; Eurotiomycetes; Eurotiales; Aspergillaceae
Exons: 1
Coding region: 1-765 (254 amino acids)
Source: RefSeq, a predicted model, not a curated record